UCUCACCUCCAGACGGCGUGUGGGAGUUUCUCCGAGCCUCCGUGUGUAGAAAUCUUACGGAGAUUCAAUUCAUAUCUAUGUCCGCGUGUUGCAAAGAAACAUACCGGGGGCCACCACUACCCAUCCAUCCAUCGUGCUCUCUCCUUUGCAUGCUUCUUUGAAACAACUGUCAAAAACUCAAAGUGCCAUCCAUAUUGGGUACGAAGUGCCUGACUACGUACAACUCUGCUUCGCGGAUGGUUGAGUAAAUCUCGGGCAUGGCAGAGCUACAGGACCUAAUUCAAGGUUUCAAGGACAGGCUGGGCCAUGGAGAGCCUCAGGAUGAAGAUGUCAGUGCGGUCAAGCUCUCUGUGUCAAAGUACAGCAGAAGUCAGAUCGAGAGGCAGAGAGAGGAGCUUCCUAUUUUUCGCUACAAGGACAUAAUCGUCGAGACCGUGCGGGAGAACCAGACUCUGGUGCUGACCGGCGAGCCAGGUUCCGGCAAGUCGACGCAGAUCGUGCAAUACCUUCACGAGGCGGGCAUCGCAAAGGGCGGCACCAUCGGCUGCACGGAGCCUCGGAGGGUGGCUGCCAUGUCUCUGGCUCGGAGGGUUGCCGAUGAGGUCGGCUGCACGCUGGGCUCACAGGUUGGUUAUAGCAUCCGGUUUGAAGACUGCUCGGCACCGGAGACUGCCAUCAAGUACAUGACUGAUGGAAUGCUGCUGGGUGAGGCGGUCAGGGACAGUCUGCUGGAGAGCUACUCGGUCAUCGUUCUCGACGAAGCCCACGAACGGUCCAUACCCACCGAUGUCCUCUUUGGAGUUGUUAAAGGGAUUGCCAAACGGAGGUUGGACCUGAAGAUCAUUGUCACGUCGGCAACCAUAGAUGUCGAGAAGUUCUCAGAGUACUUCUUUGAUGCUCCAAUCAUCAAAAUACCCGGCACGACCUUUCCUGUAGAGAUUUUCUACGACAAUAGCGACCCCCCGCUGGACUAUUACGAGGCUUCAAUCCAAACAGCGCUCAAGGUACACAGAACACAACCAAAAGGUGACAUCCUCGUCUUCCUGUCUGGGCAAGAGGAGAUAGAGAACGCCUGCGAAAAACUCGAACAAGAGUCCAAAUGGGUUGUGUCUGCCCUAGAGCUGAUGGUGCUUCCAAUCUUCAGUGCCCUUCCGAGUGAAAUGCAGGCCAAAGUGUUUGAAGAGACACCAGAGGGCUACAGGAAGAUGGUUGUGGCUACCAACGUAGCCGAAACAUCCAUAACCAUCGACGGCGUGGCAUACGUUGUGGAUUCGGGCGUGGUGAAACAGAAGACGUACAACGUCCGCACUGGCAUUGAGUCCCUAAAGGUCACACGUAUUUCCCAGGUUCAAGCAACGCAGCGAGCAGGCAGAGCUGGGAGGACAGGACCAGGCAUCACAUACAGGGUGUACUCAGAGGAUGCGUACAACAAGAUGUCGCCUGUACAGCUCCCAGAGAUACUCCGAAACGAGCUCAGCUCCACCAUCCUUCAGCUCAAGGCUCUCGGUGUGCAUGAGAUCACGAAGUUCGAGUUCAUGGAUGCUCCACCUCCGCCGUCCCUGCGGAGAGGGAUCAGAAGCCUUCAGCUCCUUCAAGCAGUCAGCGACGGGGAGAUCCUGACUGAGCUGGGAAAGGAGAUGUCACUGUACCCAGUGGAUCCACCACAUGCAAGGAUGCUCAUUAAGUCCCUGGAACUUGGCUGCAGCGAGGAGAUCCUUACAAUAUGUGCCAUGCUGUCUGCCCAACACAUAUUUUCUUGUCCAAAGGGGAAACGCAUCCAAGCACGCGAGAAGCACAAACAGUUUCAAGUUCCUGGCAGCGACCACCUGACUCUGCUCAAAGUGUACCACAAGUGGAUAGAAAUGCAAAUGUGCAAACACUGGUGCUACGAGAACUUCAUCCAGUAUCGUCGUUUGCGGGAAGCAUUGUCUGUGAGGAAGCAGCUGCAUUCAGUGUUAGAAAGACGAAAUUUGAACAUUUUGUCCUGCCACGAAGAUACAGACAAGGUUCUGCAGGCACUGUGUUAUGGCUUCUGCCAGAACAUUGCAGUAAGGAACCCAGUGGUCUGGCUUCACCAUUCUCCGGAUCAAAUGACAGUCGUCGACCUUCAUAAGGUUUUCCUCCAUCCUUCAAGCGUCGUUCCCAAGGACUCAGAAUGGGUUGUUUACGACAGACUACUAGAGACAAAAAGACCCUUCAUAAGAUGCGUCAGCAAGGUGGACCCGUCCUGGAUCCCCCGAAAUAUAUUGGAUCUUCAAGUUCGCAAUUUCGCUGCUUUGUUGUCCGCGAUGAACCAAGACCUUGAGAGGGAAAGUCAGCAUGACGAACCUGUCCAGUCCCACGCAACAUGAAAUGUUGUCGGAGGCAAACGCGGCUCUGAGUCAGACUUCUGCCCGUUGCUCGAAAUUACAGUAAUUGAUUACCAUUACAGUUACUUCUACGGAACAAGUAAUUGAUUACCGUUACCAACUGUUCGACUCAAAAUGUAAUGAAGUAACGAGCAGAAAGGUAACGCGUUAAGGCCCGUUCCGACAUAUAGUGAUUUACUAUACGUAUAGCGCUACAAAAUAGCUCAAUAUUUUCCUCCUCGCAUUGCUCCAAACAGCUAAAAAUUAGCACUUGUCGGAGUUGAGCUCGUGUCAACUUUUUCAGCGCUAAUAUUAGCACUACAUUCGUGUUGGCCAACGGUGAGGUCCCACAGUGAUGACGUCGCGGAAGUCGUGGAGUUGUUUCACUUCCGAAUUUCACGGAACGGCGACUGCAUUGGAGCCGGCGAGUCUGUCAUCCAAAAUACCUGGUAAUUUUUCGUUGAGUCAGUUGACUGGACUGGUUCGUCCGCAUGCUGUCGAACUCCGAAGAUGCCAUGAUGGGGAAGGCCGGAAACGACCACCGAACCCUUGCUAAAUUAGAGAGCUAGCACAGCUAUGCAAGUGUGAACCAUCCGAUAACUGUUAGCGCUGUUUCUGCAUGCUAUUUUGUAGCGCUAUAGUAGCGGGAUGCUCUAUGUCGGAACAGGCCUUUACUCCGGUCGUUACUCUGCAUUCACGCAAAUUAUAUCCGUCUUUGUGUUCCUCAGAAAAAGAAACAAAAAAAAAAAAAACACAGAAGGUGCAACGCCGGAACAGCUGAAAUAACAAGAAAGAAGAAUUAAAAAAAGAGAGAGAAAUGCGCACAAGGACAAGGAGAUCUGCACGUCUACUGCAUUUUGUGGCAGUGGAACACGUUGACCCGAUUGUGAAAGAACAUUGUGUGGAACUUCCCCAUGACUCCCAUUUACUUCCCCAUUGACUUGGGGCAGAAUAUCUGAAAGAUAGGCUAAUCUCUGCCGGAAAAGUACUCAAUCAAUUACUAAGUAACUGAUUACUAAAAAAGGUAACUGAUUACUCGAAAAAUUACUUUGACAGUAAAGUAACUGAUUACACAAAAAGUACCCAAAGAAGUAACUGAUUACAAGUAACACGUUACGCACAAGCCUGCUUUGAGUCCGACGGCAACGACGAGACCACGGCGAGCUGUAACCUACACGACGACUCGCAAAUGUCUCAUAUUCUUUUUAUUUUUAAUAAAAAUAUCGCAGUAUAA
Ornithodoros turicata is the source of this 3582-nucleotide messenger RNA. Its product is annotated as ATP-dependent RNA helicase DHX8-like. The coding region runs from base 258 to 2351 and encodes 697 amino acids. Gene Ontology annotation, cellular component: intracellular anatomical structure. The record is from RefSeq and is a predicted model, not a curated record. Lineage: Eukaryota; Metazoa; Arthropoda; Arachnida; Ixodida; Argasidae. Gene Ontology annotation, molecular function: ATP hydrolysis activity; RNA binding; helicase activity. The transcript has 15 exons.